Messenger RNA from Coregonus clupeaformis (lake whitefish), 2461 nucleotides. RefSeq names its product ras-related C3 botulinum toxin substrate 1-like. Gene Ontology annotation, cellular component: plasma membrane; cell cortex; cytoskeleton. Gene Ontology annotation, biological process: regulation of cell shape; establishment or maintenance of cell polarity; motor neuron axon guidance. The record is from RefSeq and is a predicted model, not a curated record. The transcript has 6 exons. Lineage: Eukaryota; Metazoa; Chordata; Actinopteri; Salmoniformes; Salmonidae. Gene Ontology annotation, molecular function: protein kinase binding; GTP binding; GTPase activity. Bases 333 to 845 code for a protein of 170 amino acids.
GACUCGGUGAACGGAUAGUUCUCCCUCUUGGUUUUUUUCCUCAAUGGGUGAUAGCAGCUGUUUGCUCCAAAACUUCCAGUUGAGAAAGCAUGGGAAUGUAGGAAGAUCACUUCAAAACAAAGUUACAUUGAAGUUACGGAUAUCUUCUCGGACACUUUGGACAAGACACACACUAACCUUGCCAAUCAGUCUUACUUUGACCAAAUAAUUCCAGACAUUUCAAGUUUGAACAAGUUCAGACAAAAGAGUGGGUAGCUAAGCUAGCUAGCACCCAACCUAGUAAACGGUCUGAGCGACGCAUCUGGACCAGUCUGGUAGUACGGUCCAGAACAAUGCAGGCCAUAAAGUGUGUCGUGGUUGGGGACGGAGCUGUGGGUAAGACAUGUCUGCUGAUCAGCUACACGACCAAUGCCUUCCCUGGAGAGUACAUUCCCACAGUGUUUGACAACUACUCUGCCAAUGUGAUGGUGGAUGGAAAACCAGUCAACCUGGGCCUGUGGGAUACAGCAGGACAGGAGGACUACGACAGACUCCGCCCCCUCUCCUACCCACAGACGGAUGUGUUCCUUAUCUGUUUCUCCCUCGUGAGUCCUGCCUCGUUUGAAAACGUCCGUGCCAAGUGGUACCCAGAGGUCAGGCACCACUGCCCCAACACGCCCAUCAUCCUAGUGGGCACCAAGCUGGAUCUGAGGGACGACAAGGACACCAUCGACAAGCUCAGAGAGAAGAAGCUCACCCCUAUCACCUACCCCCAAGGCCUGGCCAUGGCCAAAGAGAUCGGUACGUGCGGUGAAGUACCUGGAGUGCUCGGCCCUGACCCAGCGCGGCCUGAAGACUGUGUUUGACGAGGCCAUCCGGGCGGUCCUCUGCCCCCCGCCCGUCAAGAAGAGGAGGAGGAAGUGCUCCCUGCUCUAGAACCCUGCAGACAGGAAGUGUCGGGACGUGGGCACUCGCCUUGCGGGGAGACAGAAAACACAGACACAAAAGCAUUUUACUUCCGAUUCUUUCCUUCCUUUAUAUAUUCACUACUAGUACAGCACUGGGACAAACUGUUCCUUUGUUAAAAGAAACUGAACAUACAGAUGGGUUUUGAUGACAAUCCGAACCCAGUCCUUUUCUUUGCAUAGACACACACAUCACUGAAGUCUAAGAAAUUCCAGAGGCCUUCUAAAAAUGGAUUUAAACUUCUGAUGAUUAAAUGUUUUUGUAUUUCUUGCUCUUCCACUCGUAGUCCAUAUUGUUUGUUUACAGUCUUUAGAGGUUGUUUUAGGCGGAGCGUGACGUUGCCAAACUGCAUACUGCAGAUAUUAGAAGCUGUACAGCAGACACUAAACGUGUUGCACAUUUUUUUGAUUUACAUCCUAACAGUACAGCUAAUAAUUUGGCAUGAUGCACUGCAGUUAAUGGUUACAUGGGUAAGAUGGCAUUCUAUUUGGGGGGGGCAUUCUGUAUAACAUUAUGUAAAUCCAGAACUUGCCAAGUUAAUAGCAUCACUAGUUUUAUUUUCAGGUCCAAAUACAAAUUAAUGUACCAUUAAUCUAAUUUUACUAAUAGUGAUCAACUUAGGCUCAGGACCAAGUUUGGGAAACGCUGGUCUAUGCCAACAGUGCUUUUUGUCGAUUGGAAAAAGCAUGAUCCUUCAGUAUUUAAUGGGGGAGCUGGCAUGCCUCGUUGCACGGUUGGAACUGUCAGUCAAUAAUGUUUUAUUCCCCCAACCCCUCCUGAUGUGUCCUCCCUCUACUGUCUGAACCGAAUCGUUGCCUGAGAAAUGCAAAGCUUGCAACUUUAUAUGAGAAGAUUGGAUGUGAGGACUGUUUUGGGUGUCGAGAUAUGCGAUAAAAGCACCUUUUAUAUUAGUCUUUGGGCAUUUAUCAGAACAUUCAUGCAGCGAUUUCUUCUGUGUAUUUUAUUUGUGAAUAGCCCAUUUUGAUUCACAGUAGCCACCACUACUUGGAAAGUGAAGUAACAAAGAGAGCAUUUAAAUGACUGAGGAAUGUUCUAACGGUAACAAAGCUACGGUCAGUAACGGCGUAGUGUUUGUAUAUACUCAUCUUUGGUUAUAAUCAUGUGAAUUCAAUUGGCUAUUUUGUAUCAUUAAUUUUUUCCACUGAAGUUAAUUUACACAUCACUCACUGUAUUUUUAAACUAACACUAUGAAUGCUAUAUUGUUUACCUCCUACAAAUAAACCUUUAAUUUUCCUACAAGUCUAGCCUUUUGUAAUUAAUGCAGAUAGCAUGAAAUGUGCAACAUAUACUGAAGCGUGAUUUAGGAUCGCUAUAUACAUUUUAUAUAUUUUUUUUUACAUCUUUCAACUACUAGAUCAGAAGUACAAGAUAUUACGUAACUGUUAUCCAGGCAUCAAGCUGCGCUCCAACUCAGAGCCAAUGUUGUGACCCUUCAGUUUUAUGGAUAAAGCGAUUUGUAAAUUUUUUGAGAGCCAAUAAAUUUGAAUUAAACAGA